GUAAUUUUUGGCAAUAUGACGCCCAUAGUUAUAUUCUUCUAUUGAUACUCUUUAGGCAUGUUCAAAUUUAUUGGUGGAUCCAAUUUGACUAAUAUUAUUAUAAAAGUAUCAGAUCAUACUUUUACUUGCUUUUGCCUAAUUUUUUUUUAUUAUAUUUUAUUAUAGCAUAUAUGGUUCAGUCCAUCGUUUCCACAUUUUUUGGAGUCUGUUUUCCACACACUGUAGUAUGUGACGAAGAUAACGACGAGGUGUUUAUUCAAUUGUAUGAAGCCUCCUCUGCUAAAUUCAGCGUCAAAGUCAUCACUACAAUAGUCUUACUUGAAAAAUGUGUACAAGAGUUUUUUCCAGGAGCUGACAUUGAAGCAUUUUUAUGUAAAAAAGAGCCUUUGAUGAUGGUGGUAAAUGCGCUUGGCACUUCGUUUUUGGGAACCAUUUUUGAAGAAAAAUUUCAUCUCAAAUGCUUAUCCGCAUUUAUUUUGCCUUGUGUUCCUCUAAUUCCUGAACACAUGAAAAGAAUGGUGCAUCCUGACGUAUCUCCAAAUCAUUUUGAAGAAGGCAUAAAAAAUGGGUACUAUAUGGUCAGUCUCUCUCUUAAUCAAACAUUUGGACCUCCCGAAUUUCAUGCAACAGAAGAUCAGGAAAGUGACACAGAAAUUCCUGAAGAUGCUAACAUGCAACAUAACCAAAACUUUCUUAAUUCGGAUAACGACGAAAUCGAAAGUAAAUCUGAUAUGGUUUCACACACAGAAAAUGAAGAUGAAGAUAGACUAGAUAGCACCCAAGACAGCAUAGAAACUGAAAAUGUUGAGAGUAGUGACGAAGAGAGAGAUCAGUAUGAUAAUUUAUCAUCACAAGGUAAUGGAGAAUCUACCACAUCUCGUGAAAUUAAUGAGAGGUAUGAUGUCUCUUCUCAGGAACAGGAACCCAAUGUUAUACAGAAAACGGUUAUCAUAGCUUCGGAUACUUCUGAAUCCAGUCGGACUACACAAUCUUCAUCACCUAGUAGUAACACUCUUAGUAUAGUUGCUGCAUUAAAAAAAUCUCAUCUUCGAAGUAGCAGUCAAUACAGCUCUUCUUCCGAAAAAAGCAAAGGCUCAUCGGUGACACCACCUUUUCGCUUUGGCAGUAAUAACACUGCCCAACAAAAUCUAAAUAUAUAUAUUGCAAAUUCAAGAAGUACCAUGCCAUCUUCCAAAUUUUUUAAAACAUUAGGACCAAAAAAUGAUAAAUCAAGACCAAAAAAGCAAGUAAUAGCUCAAGAAAAAACGAAUGAUUAUGCUGCGUCAGAAACUCCUGAAAUUCAGGAACGUCAGUUAUCUCCUGCUUCCUUCGAGAACACAAAAACAAAAUAUGGUAAAAGAAAAAGAUUUAUUUCGUCUGGCAAUAAUGAAAAAAUCCAAACAUCUUGCGAUCCCGAGUCAUCAAAAACUAGUAAUAUUCAUACGCCUCCAAACAAUGAAGUUGUGUCCUACGACGAUGGUCAGUCAGACGAGUUUGAUAAAGUUACAUCAGAUUCGGACUUCUCUGCUGAAAUGCCUAAAACAAAAUAAGAAACAAAGGCAAAAAUUCUGCAACUAGUAGCAGUAGACUUAAAGACAGUUCAAAAGGGAAAAAGAAAGAGGGUGGUAAAAAAAAUGAUAGUACAAAAAAGAGUUAUGGCUCUAUGGAACAGUAUAUUUUUAAAAUCUAAUAUGUCUUUGCAAUCCCCCACCCCCCAUUUUUGUUUAUGUAAAAGAUGCAUACAUUACUUAUGAAUAAUUUAUUUAUAAAUGGCGUUGCUAAAUUCAAUGAUUGAAACUUGAGCCAAUUAUUUUAAAGUGGUAUUCAAAACCAUAGAUAUCUUAUUUAAUUUGCGUAAUACAGCUCAAUAGUGCCUACAAUAUUAUACAAUAAAUUACUUUUGGUCUUGGUUACCAACCCUUAAUGCACUUU
Messenger RNA from Mucor mucedo, 1932 nucleotides. RefSeq lists its product as uncharacterized. The record is from RefSeq and is a predicted model, not a curated record. The coding region runs from base 171 to 1550 and encodes 459 amino acids. The transcript has 7 exons. Lineage: Eukaryota; Fungi; Mucoromycota; Mucoromycetes; Mucorales; Mucoraceae.